Messenger RNA from Ziziphus jujuba (common jujube), 1402 nucleotides. RefSeq lists its product as uncharacterized. Bases 378 to 1202 code for a protein of 274 amino acids. The record is from RefSeq and is a predicted model, not a curated record. The transcript is spliced from 9 exons. Lineage: Eukaryota; Viridiplantae; Streptophyta; Magnoliopsida; Rosales; Rhamnaceae. Gene Ontology annotation, cellular component: membrane.
AGUAAAAUUUAACCCCCCGUGUGAACACGUCUUCAACACUGAGCCUGUGACGCCAAAUUCUGAAAACCAGAAAGCGAUAAAAAGAGAAUUUUUUUCUCUGCUUUGCGCUUAUUCAGAUUUUCCCAAAUUCUCAAUUCCCCAAAAAUCCUAAUCGAACUCCAAAAGCAAAAUCCAAACUCAAAAGAUUGAUAAAGUUUGGAGCUUUAUUAUUAUCUUUGAUGGGCUAAAUUGAGAGUUAAAAAGCUUACAUUUUUGCUGCCGUAGCCCCAAAUCUGGCAAACCUUGGGGGAUUGAGACCUCGCUUGUCGCUGAAGCAAGCUCAACCAGACUACGAAGACGACGACGAGGAGUGCAGACCUUGGCGUCGCAGGCUUUCUAUGGCUUUUACUUGGGGUUCUGCGCUCAGGAUCGCCCUCCUCCUCCUCGUUGUUGCCGCUGUAGUAACCGCAUGUUAUACUCUCCCUGUUGAAAAGAUUUUGAAGGACUUUUUACAAUGGGUUGACAAAGAUCUAGGACCCUGGGGUCCCUUUGUGCUCGCUGUUGCUUACAUUCCUCUAACUGUCUUGGCCGUUCCAGCUUCAGUACUUACUCUGGGUGGUGGUUAUCUUUUUGGGCUGCCUGUGGGCUUUGUAGCUGACUCCAUUGGUGCUACAAUUGGCGCUGGGGCUGCAUUUGUUCUUGGUAGAACUAUUGGCAGAUCAUUUGUUGUUUCAAAGUUGAAGGAUUAUCCACAGUUCCGCUCAGUUGCAAUUGCAAUUCGGAAGUCUGGCUUUAAGAUCGUCUUACUGCUUCGGCUCGUUCCCUUACUCCCGUUUAGCAUGUUGAAUUACCUUCUGUCAGUAACUCCCGUUCCAGUUGGAGAAUACAUGCUGGCUUCAUGGUUAGGAAUGAUGCCAAUAACACUUGCCCUGGUAUAUGUUGGAACAACUCUCAAAGAUCUUUCUGAUGUGACACAUGGGUGGAGUGAGUUUUCAAAAACUCGUUGGGCACUUAUUAUACUGGGCCUUGUGGUAUCUGUUGUUCUAAUGAUCUGUGUUACGAAAGUCGCCAGGGCUGCUUUAGAAAAAGCUUUGGCUGAAGAUGAGGAUAUUGAAGACUUCUUAGAACCAGCUCAGUUACCCAUUGUGGAUGAACAUGCUGUGGAUCUCAACCGGCCUCUCAUAAUCAAGAUAGACGAAUCUCAAGACAAUCAUGAAAAAUGAAGAUCUGUGCACUGUGAUCUUUUGUAAAUUGUUACUACUACAUGUAUUUGAUGCAUUUUAUUUAUGAUUUGUACAGAUACCUUUUCUUUUAGAAAUUUAAUUUUGGAUCCCUUAACUGAACUUACAAAAUACAAAAGAGUAUAUAGUGUAGCUUGUUUCUAACUGGGACGCAAUAAAGGUUGUAAGAAACCAUUGUACCA